Molecule: messenger RNA, 1158 nt
Organism: Pollicipes pollicipes
Lineage: Eukaryota; Metazoa; Arthropoda; Thecostraca; Pollicipedomorpha; Pollicipedidae
Molecular function (GO): catalytic activity
Source: RefSeq, a predicted model, not a curated record
AGGCAGAUCCCCAUGCUGCGCACGCGCGUGGAGGAGCGCGACGACGGGCCGUACCUGGUGGCCGGCGCCUGCCCGAGCGUGCAGCUGACGGUGCUGCCGCCUGGUGGCGACUGGCUGGACCAGCACCACUGUUUGCUGCAACAGACCAAGAUCGAUCCGCGCACGGGGCCGCUGUGGCGUGCGUGCCUGCUGCACGACCCGGCAAACAUCGCUCCGCCGGUAGCGUCAUCUCACCGGGCAGUGCUAUAUCUCUCUUUGUGUCACACGAUAACAGAUGGCCUUAGUAACGCUAAGUUGUGUGGCAAGCUUCUUGAGAAUCUGGACUGUCUGUUGCGAGGCCUCGGCAUAGCUGACGGUGAGCCGGCACCGGUGUAUCCCAGUGUGGAGGAGCUGCUCCAGAGCCAGGUGUCUGUCUGGAGCUGGUCCUUCGUCUGGAACAUGGCCUGGGAUCUGCUCUCGCGGCUGAUCGAACCAACCAAGUCCCAGCUGCUGGACAAGUUCGUCAAACCAUUCGAUCCCAGUCAGCCGGCCGGCACGUACUCCACGGCCACGGUGGCCGUCACGGUGCCGGCGCCGGAGGUGGCGCGGCUGCGCGCGCUGUGUCGCGCCCACGGCGUCUCGCUGAACGCCGCGCUUUCUGCAGCCGUGUCGUUCGCCGGCGCACGCCUGUCGGGCGUCGGCGGCGAUCAGUCUGCCCACCUUCCCACCGUCUGGCUGGUAAACGCCCGGCGCUACCUGCCCUCCACCGACUGGAUGUUCCUCUCGACGGUGGCCGGCGUGCGGCUGGACGUGCGCGUGGAGCACGCGGACGUCGCCGAGUUCUGGAGCGUGGCCGAGCCCGAGCGCGGCGGCCUGGGUGGCGCCGAGCUCUCCGGCUGCCUGUACAGCGUCAAUAACCUGGGCUCGCUGGAGCGGGUGCUGCCGCGCACGACGGCCGUGCGCGCCGUGGAGUUACACCGUUCGGUGAGGGCGCCACCGGCGCUGGCCGACACCUUCGGCAGCCACUGCUUCCAGACGGUGGCCGGCCAACUAUGUUACGACCUCAACUAUGUGCGCGGCCGCGUGGCGGAGGCGGAUGCGGCGCACUUCUCCCGGCUGGUGGUCGAGGUGCUGGCCGAAGUGGCCGCGCCCAGCGACACCGAGACGGACGCUGAGUGA